Molecule: messenger RNA, 1368 nt
Organism: Physella acuta
Lineage: Eukaryota; Metazoa; Mollusca; Gastropoda; Physidae
Product: cartilage matrix protein-like
Source: RefSeq, a predicted model, not a curated record
AUGUGGAAGUUGAUCGUGUCCUUGUUAUUCUUUCUGCUUGAGCAAACAUAUUGUGCUGAUUCCAAAUGUGCAGACGGCACCCUUGUCGAUGUGACGUUCGUCUUCGAAUGUUCCAGCACCAUCGGCUCAGGCAACUGGAACAAGGAGGCCCAGUUUAUUAGUGACCUAAUCAAGCAGUUCAAGCUAGGCCCAAAGGACGCUAGGGUCGCUGCCGUAACUUUUGCUACUAACUCCGUCAGACUGUUCGACCUCAGGAACAUAACGGACCCAUCAGUGGCCGAAACGGCACUAAAAGGAAACGGUAAUCUAAACGCACAGUCCUAUACAGAUCAAGUUUUCAAUGCUAUUAUGGGAUGGAAUAUGUUCACUAACAAAGUCAGUGGUCGCACAAGUGCCGCAAGUUACAUCGUGUACAUCACAGAUGGUCUUACUACAUUCCUAUCAAGAUCGACGGAUUCCAUCAAAAAAUUUGGUGUCACCUUUAUCAGUGUUGGUAUCAGCAAUAACGCUCCAGCAACAAAGCUGAAAGAUCUCUCAGCUCCGGACCAACCGUUUUCUGUCCCAAACUACGAUUCUCUAAAUUCGCUGAGGUCCAAAAUUCUUGACAAAUCCUGCCCAGUAGUCAAAGCACCGGUUACAACCGCCCCUCCGACAACAGUCAAAGCACCAGUAACUACUACAGAAAAAAGGACAGAAGAGGUCACCUUCUCACCAUACCCAGGGCUUGUAGCCCCCUCCUUGAAACAACAACCAAAACAGCCCACUAACUGUAAAGACGGGCUGACAGGCGAUGUUUACUUUCUUUUGGACUCUUCCAAGACCAUCAACUCAACAAACUGGUGUGAUCUACAAGAGCAAGUCGCCAUUCUAGCAAAUUCCUUACCAACCGGUCCAAACUCGUACAGGAUCGGCGCUGCGGCGUACAGUGAUUCCGUCAGUAAAAUCAUUGACCUUAAAGACUCAGAUAGUAUAGGUUCUGUAGUGAAGGCAAUCCUGGCGGCCCCAUUUCUAGACGGAGCUACUGAGACCGGGAAAGCUCUGGACUUUGUCAGCCAGAGCGCUGUAUUUGACGUCAAGUCAGGAGGUCGAGCCAGGGCUAGGGACAUUGUCGUGCUUCUGUCUGACGGGUAUGCCUCUUUAAGAAACCAAGCCCGUAAUGCGGCUAAUCAGUUAAAGUUCCAAAACGUGGCCAUCAUCACCAUUGGAAUUGGCCCUGAUGUGAACGUAGAUUCUCUCAAGGAGAUCGCCAGCAGUCCCAGCGAUUUCCUCAUCACAUAUGAUUUCCGCUCACUCAGUACCAUCGUCACCGACAUUCAGGACAGGAUAUGCUCUUGUAAGUUAACUGUUAACACCUCGCACAUUUACUAG